AUGGAAGCUGGGGAGGAUUGUUGUGUCAAAGUUGCGGUUCAUGUUCGGCCGUUAAUCAAUGAUGAGAAGGUUCAGGGGUGUAAAGAUUGUGUAACUGUUGUUUCUGGGAAGCCUCAGGUACAAAUUGGCGCUCAUUCCUUUACAUUUGAUCAUGUUUAUGGGAGUACUGGUUCUCCCUCAUCUGCCAUGUUUGAUGAAUGUGUUGCUUCCCUUGUUGGAGGUCUGUUCCAAGGGUAUAAUGCCACGGUUCUCGCGUAUGGUCAGACAGGUUCUGGGAAAACAUACACAAUGGGCACUGGCUCUAAAGAUUAUUAUCAAACAGGAAUAGUACCCCAAGUUAUGAGUGUUUUGUUUAGUAAAAUCGAGACCUUAAAGCAUCAAAUCGAAUUUCAGCUGCAUGUUUCCUUUAUCGAGAUUCUUAAAGAAGAAGUAAGAGAUUUGCUGGACCCGUCCUCUAUGAGCAAACCAGAAACUGCAAAUGGACAUGCAGGGAAAGCGCCUAUUCCUGAACAAGGAUCGCUAAGUAGAGCAACUGGGAGCACAAAUAUGAACAACCAAUCCAGUCGUUCACAUGCCAUCUUCACCAUCACAUUAGAGCAGAUGCGGAAGCUCAACAAUCCUAGUGAGAUUGGUUUAAAUGAUACUAUGAACGAAGAGUAUCUUUGUGCCAAGUUGCACUUAGUAGACCUUGCUGGAUCAGAACGAGCUAAACGAACAGGGUCUGAUGGUUUGCGUUUUAAAGAAGGAGUUCACAUUAACAAAGGCCUACUAGCACUUGGCAAUGUGAUUAGUGCACUUGGUGAUGAAAAAAAGAGAAAAGAAGGCGCUCAUGUUCCUUAUAGGGAUAGUAAACUUACUAGGCUUUUACAGGAUUCACUUGGUGGUAACAGCAGAACUGUUAUGAUAGCUUGCAUAAGUCCUGCCGAUAUCAAUGCUGAGGAAACCCUUAACACUUUGAAGUAUGCAAAUCGUGCACGCAAUAUCCAAAAUAAGCCUGUUGUCAAUAGAGAUCCAAUGUCCAAUGAGAUGCUUAAAAUGCGACAACAACUAGAGCAUUUGCAAGCAGAACUUUGUACUCGUUCUGGUGGCUCGUCCAAGGAGGUUCAGGUCCUCAAGGAAAGAAUUUCUUGGCUUGAAGCAGCUAAUGAAGAUCUUUGCCGUGAACUUCAUGAAUAUCGUAGCAGAUGCUCGGUUGUGGCACAAAGUGAAAAGGAUGCUUAUGACGGUAGCAUGUGCAAUGUAAAGACAGAUGGGCUUAAAAGGGGCUUACCGAUCACAACUCUUGAUUAUCCAAUGAGUGAAACAACGGGGGAUUCAAGGGAAAUUGAAGAAGUUGCUAAAGAAUGGGAGCAUACACUUCUACAAAAUAGUAUGGACAGAGAGUUACACGAAUUGAACAAACGCUUGGAGCAGAAAGAGUCUGAGAUGAAGCUAUUUGGAUCAUCGGAUGCUGAAACACUCAAGCAGCACUUUGGAAGGAAGAUCGUGGAACUUGAGGAUGAGAAGAGAACUGUCCAGCAAGAUAGGGAUCGUCUUUUAGCUGAAGUUGAAAAUCUUGCUGCCGGUUCCGAUGGACAAACACACAGGUCAGAUGAUAUCCAUGCCCAAAAAUUGAAAGCACUUGAAGCUCAGAUUCUGGACCUCAAGAAGAAACAGGAGAGCCAGGUUCAGCUUCUAAAGCAAAAGCAAAAAAGUGAUGAAGCAACGAAGCGCUUGCAAGAUGAAAUACAAUCUAUCAAAGCCCAAAAGGUUCAAUUGCAACAAAAAAUAAAACAAGAAGCAGAACAGUUUCGGCAGUGGAAAGCCUCUAGAGAGAAAGAGCUGCUUCAAUUAAAGAAGGAAGGAAGAAGAAACGAGUUUGAAAGGCAUAAGCUGCAAGCUCUAAAUCAGCGCCAGAAAAUGGUCCUUCAGCGAAAGACUGAGGAAGCUGCAAUGGCCACCAAGAGGUUAAAGGAAUUGUUAGAAGCUCGUAAGUCUUGCAGCCGAGACACUUCAGUUAACGGGAGUGGAGCAAAUAAACAGAGUAAUGAAAAAUCCUUGCAACGGUGGCUUGAUCACGAGCUAGAAGUCAUGGUAAAAGAGCAUGAAGUUCGUUUUGAAUAUGAGAAGCAGAGCCAAGUGCGAGCUGCUCUUGGAGAGGAGCUAGCGAUGCUGAAACAAGUAAACGAAUUUGCUGCUAAUGGUCUCAGUCCUCCAAGGGGGAAGAACGGAUUUGCUAGAGCAUUCUCCAUGUCACUGAAUGCAAGAAUGGCCAGAAUAGCUUCACUGGAGAACAUGCUGAGCAUAUCAUCUAAUUCACUUGUGGCAAUGGCUUCUCAACUAUCUGAAGCAGAAGAACGAGACAGGGCCUUCAGUAACCGUGGACACUGGAACCAGUUGCGCUCAAUGGGAGAAGCCAAGGUUUUGCUUCAAUAUAUGUUUAAUUCUCUUGCAGACACGAGGUGUCAACUGUGGGAGAAAGAUAUGGAGAUAAGAGAAAUGAAAGAUCAAAUCAGGGAACUUGUAGGUCUAUUACGGCAAAGUGAGAUCAAGAGAAAGGAAGUUGAGAAGGAACUAAAAGUGAGAGAGCAAGAUGUUGCAACCACAUUGGCCAAGCCAGCUUCCGGAAACCCCCCAAAUUCACUGAAGCACUAUGUUGAAGACAUCAAGGAACCUUUAUCUCCUGAGUCUGUGCCGGCAUCGAAACAGCUCAAAUAUACACCAGGCAUUGCUAAUGGUCAAACGAGGGAAUCAGCGGCAUUCAUAGAUCAAAGUAGAAGGAUGGUACCCAUUGGGCAACUGUCAAUGAAAAAGCUAGCAAUUGUCGGACAGGCUUCUGGCAAGCUAUGGAGGUGGAAAAGGAGCCAUCAUCGGUGGCUACUACAAUUCAAAUGGAAGUGGCAGAAGCCGUGGAGACUUUCUGAGCGAAUUCGACACAGUGAUGAAACAAUCAUGAGAUCAAAGCCACGUUCACAGGCUUUGCCUCAGAUGAUGUGA
Messenger RNA from Vicia faba (fava bean), 2976 nucleotides. The record is from the annotation of a GenBank genome assembly. NCBI's taxonomy places the organism in Eukaryota, Viridiplantae, Streptophyta, Magnoliopsida, Fabales, Fabaceae.